UUGUGAUGGCGGCUGAUAUUUAUAGAUCGUAAGGGUGUUGUUAGAAUUCAAUAAUAAAUGCAUUAAAAUGGAGGAAACGAAAGUUAUUUAUUACAUAGAUGAUGAGGAGACACCGUAUUUAGUUAAAAUCCCCAUAUCGCCGGAGAAAGUGACGUUGUUGGACUUUAAAAACCAGUUGAACAGGCCGAAUUAUAAAUUUUUCUUCAAAUCUAUGGACGAUGACUUUGGUGUUGUGAAAGAAGAAAUUGUGGAUGACAACGCUCAUCUGCCGUGUUUUAAUGGUCGUGUUGUGUCGUGGUUAGUGUCCGCGGAAGGUUCCAAUCCAUCUGAUGGCGCAUCACAGUGCACCGACAGCAAUGCUGGUAAAACGAAACCAAACCCUCAGGGAGCACCGACAGCUCCGAUAACUCGCGAUACAUGUACUGAUACGGACAGUACGAUAAGCUCCAGGCCCGGCCACAGAGCGUCAUGUGACAAAUACAAGUAUAGAGGCCUCAGGAUCAACGGCCAUUCAAAAUACAACCACGGGCUUGAAUACGAGACAGCUUCCGUGCUGAGUUCCGACUUGGAUUCCACCAGCCUGUUCGACAGCCAGUCUGAAAUCACCACAACGACUGGCAGGCACACCAACGCGUCCGUCGACAGAGCGCUGACAGAAUGUUCGAGCGUAUCUCACUUACAAGUGAGCUCGAGGAAGCGGCCCCAACGACGGCGCAAACGACCUCAAGUUAUGUCAAGAACAUCAUCGUAUUCAUCGAUAACAGAUUCUACGAUGUCAAUGCACAUAAUAACAGUGACUUUGAAUAUGGACACAGUGAACUUUCUGGGUAUUUCGAUUGUUGGUCAAUCGAACAAGGGUGGAGACGGUGGGAUAUAUGUCGGCAGCAUUAUGAAGGGAGGAGCAGUAGCGUUGGAUGGAAGGAUUGAACCUGGGGAUAUGAUACUGCAGGUGAACGAUGUCAACUUCGAGGACAUGACCAAUGACGAGGCGGUGCGCGUGCUACGCGAGGUGGUCCAGAAGCCCGGCCCCAUCAAGCUGGUGGUCGCCAAGUGUUGGGAUCCCAACCCGAAGGGCUACUUCACCAUACCGCGGACGGAGCCCGUGAGGCCUAUCGAUCCAGGUGCAUGGGUUGCGCACACGCAGGCGCUGCGUGAGGCGUACCCACCUCCCCCGCUGUCGACGCUUCCGGCCCCCACCAUACCGGAAAGGGCGUCAGACGCGGGAUCCAUACCGGCACACGAGCCGCAACUGUCGGUCGGUAUGGACAUGGCGCUGGUGGUGAGGGCCAUGCUGAGGCCGGACUCGGGCCUCGAGAUACGCGACCGGAUGUGGCUCAAGAUAACGAUACCGAACGCGUUCAUCGGCGCCGACGUCGUCGACUGGAUAAUGCAGCACGUGGCCGGCGUCGCCGACCGCCGGGACGCCAGGAAGUACGCCUCUCAUAUGCUCAAGGCGGGCUUCAUCCGGCACACGGUGAACAAGAUAACGUUCUCGGAGCAGUGCUACUACGUCGCCGGCGAGCUGUGCGCCGACAUGGCGGCGCUGCGCCUGCGCGCGCCCGACUGCGACAGCCUCGCCAGCGACACGCUCGCGCCGCUGCCGAACCCCAACAUGAUAGGCCCCGGUUAUAUGGCGUAUGCGGGCUCGUACGGCUACCAGCCUAUACCGUUCAAGUACAGCUCCUGCGUCACCAGCGAACACACGAUUUACGGUUACAAUCGCGAGGAAAGCGUGCUCUCCGGGAGUGGGGGCUCCAGCGCCGGCUCGGACCAUCUCACCGCCAAGGAACCGACUGGUAAAAAAACUCUCAAAAGGUCGGCAAAUCAAUCGCAAUGCUCCAACAUUGUGAUCACUUACCAUCAGGUGCAUCGCCUGACCUUUUGCUGGUAUUGGUAUUAAAAAAAAAA
This is a messenger RNA of Zerene cesonia (dogface butterfly), 1908 nucleotides long. It is a transcript of the gene dsh, whose product is annotated as segment polarity protein dishevelled homolog DVL-3. Gene Ontology annotation, molecular function: frizzled binding. Gene Ontology annotation, cellular component: cytosol. The record is from RefSeq and is a predicted model, not a curated record. Bases 68 to 1900 code for a protein of 610 amino acids. The transcript is spliced from 8 exons. NCBI's taxonomy places the organism in Eukaryota, Metazoa, Arthropoda, Insecta, Lepidoptera, Pieridae. Gene Ontology annotation, biological process: canonical Wnt signaling pathway; intracellular signal transduction.